CCUCCAUGCCACACACAACAGUCGCUCUUCUUCUUCUUCUUCAGUGUCCGAGGCUCAGCAGUGGUAGGCUGGUAGCACAUCAUGGCAGACAACCUCAGCAAGCAGCCACGGAAGGGCAUACUCAAGAAUUCCUCGAGUUUUGAAGGGAACGAGAGACAAAGAGAGAAGGGUACAAAAUGGGACGAAAUGAACAUCUUGGCGACGCUCCACCCCAAGGACAAAGACUACGGCCACAUGAAGAUCGAGGAGCCCAAGACGCCCUACGCCAAGUACAGCGAAGGGGACUCCGGGGAUGAACAUGAAGGGCUUGACGCUGACCUGCUAGCCAGAAAAAUUCAACUGGGAGGCAAUGAACUUCCCAAGGCACUGGUUGAGCCUGAAGAUGAGGACUCGAGUGAUGAUGAAGACAUCAGCCCUGAAGAAAGAGAAAAGAGGAAAAUAUUUGAAAUGAAGAGAAAGCAGCACUACAAUGAGUACUACGCCGUGAAACUCGCCCGGAAGCUAAUGGAAGACGAUGAUGAGGAGGACGAAGACGAUUGCGAAGAGGACGAGAGCAAAAAGUCCACAGGUAAAGAUGAGGGAGUGAGUACAAAUGAUGAGAAAGACACAAACAUGGAGGAGGUGAUAGAGGGUGACGAUGCAAGGUCAGGAGGUCACAGUGAAAAGAUGGCAGUGGUGGGGGAGGAGCAGGAGGUCAGCGAGUUAGGCUCCUAAAGCCAUGUACAGAAGGGAAGAAGACAAGCUGUAAAACCUGAAAUAUUUGUAGCACUUCCUCCUUCGGCAGAAAUGGCAAUCCCUGCAGUUCGACAGUUACCAUUAUGAAUACUACUGCUCAUAUAUAUAGUCUAGUUUCCAUCAAGGUAGAAGAGAGUAGACAAACCCAACUAUCAUUUGAUACCGUGUCUAUCUAGUAUAUUUUUUCUCUUAUUCAUAGGUCUCAGCAAAAGGAUCCGCUGUGUGAUUUUAUAAAGUUUCUCUUCCCAUAGUCUGCAUAAACUCUUGAGCGAACUGUUCACCCAGCAUCCAUGACAGUGAAUCACAUACAUUUGGAACACAGCCAGUCGUCAGUUUACACCUUUUUGGGUUUUUGUCUGUGUUUUAAUUGAAUGUUUGUCAUUGUCAUUAUGCUCUGUUUUUCCUCCUCAUCACUUGUCGCCUUGAUUCCUGUCCCUGCUGAAAGGAACGUUUCCUAAUGAUCGGCACCAAACCAUAUCAGUUGAAUGUAAUCAGUGUUAUCAGAAUAGUUAAAUUCCGUUUACUUAACUUGCCUAAGGUAUGUUUGCUGCUACCUUGCUGCGUCUCCGAAAUGCACGAAAGUAAGACAAGUUGAACAGUCAGUGUACAUAGUGCGUGUAGGCUGCAAGCUUGAGGAUCACAGUAUUCAGUGUAGAUUGGCGACUUGCUGUGCACCAGAGCCUCAGAUCUAUUUUAGUUUUUUUAGUGUUUGUUAUUUUCUUGUCAGAGUACUUCUCAUUAGCGAAGACUUGUGUGUGUUAAAGAUGUAUGGCAGACUGCAUUUUGCCAAAAUUUUCAUCAGGGAUCUCAUCUGAAGACAGGAGUACCUUCCAAUCAUGUUGGAAAGUGUCACAAAGCUAUGUUGGUCUAGCUUGUUGCUGAGUGCUGAAACUAAUUUUAGAUGGUUAGUGAAAGUAUUUUUGUCAAAGUUUUAUAGAGCCAUUGCAUGUAGUGAUGUAAGUUUAGAUUUUUUGGUUUAUUUAUUUAUCUGAAAAUAAACCUGCAGUGUUGCCACUGGUGAGUCAUCACCAGUGUUGCCAUAUAUUGUUCCAGAGUGUUCCAUGUUAUAACCACAUAUCACCUGAGCACAGCUUGUUUGGGUUACAAAUGUUUUUUGUUACCUGGCAUUGAAAUGUUGAUUCAUUUCACUUCAGUGCUGGCUUUACCCAUUCAAUUGAUUUCAGCACACUUAUAAUGCUAUCUAACAAUUGAGGCGUCUAGUGCUCAAGGGGCGAACAAGCCAAUUACCUAGUUUUGAGCUACAGGAACGUUAAAAAAAAAUCAAGCAUUGCAACAACAUAAUGAAAAACACACAUAGCAAUAUCAUCAUACAUCAAUAUAAAGUUUUCAGUUAGACAUAUUCAAUGGAAUGAGUGUUUGCGUGAAAAUGUGUUAAUUAUUAAAAAAAAAACAUGUAAGGGUGUUUUUUUAUUAAUGCAUGUUUAAUAUCUGAUUUAAUCCAAACUCAGAAAAUUAAAAGAACAUGAUGUAACUAACAGCCAGUUUAAAUUUCAAAACAAUUUCCAUAUUUAGGUGUUUUAUGAGUGUUUUACUAGUAGCUGAUGUUUAACUGAGUUUCAUUAAAGCAGAAUAACUUGCACAAACUUCAAAGUGUACUGUAUCAAAAUUUGAAAGCUUUUAAAUUAAAUAAUAACAUGGGCUGAUUUUUUUUUCACAUCUGCCAUUUAUAGGAGAAAAACGGCAAAUAACACGUAAUGGUGGUUUUUUUAUGUAUGAGUAAUUAUUGACCGAUUUACUUUAAACGUGGCACGCUGUGAUAACUCAUUAUAGUUAAAAUUAUAUGUUAAAAGUUAAAGUUUCCCACUGAUAUUAUAAUUUGGUGCAUAGUCUAUGUUUGGUGGCAAAUCUGCUCAUCAUCAUGAGAGGGGGGAGGUUACUUUAAUAAUCCAGGAUAUCAUCAGUGGGGUCGUCCACACAUAUGGCGUGACUGCUGUAAGGGUUGUGGAAGCGAGGAGCUGAUUGGCUGAGUGCGCGAAUGUAGACACACAGACUAGUAGCAACACUGCCAUUAGUCAGCCAUGUUGUGCCUCCGCCCUUAGAGCCCUAAUACAGCCGACUUCAUACACUGCAGACAGGCAAAAACACACUACUCUCACCACCCUUUUACUGGACCAUAGAGACCAAUUUCCCAUUUUCACAUUCACAGAGGGUUGCACAGUGCUUACAUCUAGUGGAAACUGAAGGAAACUCAAAAUUCGCCAUGUUGGCAUGUUUGCCCCUCAAGCUCUAGAAGCCUCAAUUGUUAUAAUGCAAAGAUGCCGUGCUAUUGUUUCAGCAAAGUUUUUACCUUGUGGCCUGGUUAUUCACUGAUUAGGUUAUUCCUUUGUGCAUUUUGUCAUGUUUCCAAUGAAACCGUGCCUCCUAAUCAACAGAAGCAGAAGGUUAAGGCAGCACGCUUUGCCCCAGAGUAAUAUCCUCAUACAUAAUGGGAAAAGAGAAGAAGGAGGAGACGAACAUUCAAGUAAGCCUGUCCAACAUGUCUCACUGACUCUUCUCUGUCAAAAAAAGUUUGCUGUGAUGAGCAAAACAUUCUCCAGUAAAUACAUUGCCAACCAUUGUUUAUGAAAA
Molecule: messenger RNA, 3324 nt
Organism: Eriocheir sinensis (Chinese mitten crab)
Lineage: Eukaryota; Metazoa; Arthropoda; Malacostraca; Decapoda; Varunidae
Product: protein phosphatase inhibitor 2-like
Exons: 4
Coding region: 82-714 (210 amino acids)
Biological process (GO): regulation of signal transduction
Molecular function (GO): protein phosphatase inhibitor activity
Source: RefSeq, a predicted model, not a curated record